Molecule: messenger RNA, 604 nt
Organism: Marmota flaviventris (yellow-bellied marmot)
Lineage: Eukaryota; Metazoa; Chordata; Mammalia; Rodentia; Sciuridae
Product: biorientation of chromosomes in cell division protein 1
Source: RefSeq, a predicted model, not a curated record
AUGGGGGAGCAGGGCGCGGGCCCGGCCUCGGCAGGGGCGGCGGCAGAGGCCGGGGCGGGCGGGAGCGGCGGCCCCAGCAACCCCGCCUUGCUGCCGCCGGGAGACCCGCAGCUUAUCGCGCUCAUCGUGGAGCAGCUCAAGAGCCGCGGCCUGUUUGACAGCUUCCGCCGGGACUGCCUGGCGGACGUGGACACCAAGCCAGCUUACCAAAACCUGAGGCAAAAAGUGGAUAAUUUUGUGUCGACACAUCUGGACAAGCAGGAGUGGAAUCCUACGAUGAACAAGAACCAGUUACGAAAUGGGCUGAGGCAGAGUGUGGUUCAGUCAGGAAUGCUGGAAGCAGGAGUAGACAGGAUUAUUUCUCAGGUGGUGGAUCCAAAACUCAACCACAUCUUCAGGCCACAGAUUGAACGAGCGAUUCAUGAAUUCCUGGUGGCCCAGAAAAAAGAAGCUGUGCCAGCACCUCCUCCUGACCCAGAGAGCCAGGACCUGCCUGCCCCGUCCCAGGACACUUCCUAAGAAUAUUCCUGGCACCUUUUGAAAACUCCAUUUAAUUAAUUGUGAAGAAAUGGAUCCCUGUUCCAAGAGAGCAUGACUUCAUCGG